AUGUCUGUACAUACAGUUUUAAACGCAGCCCCCGUCGUAAUUGGGUCAGCAAUUGACAUCACUAGUUCGAUGAGCAGUGCCGCUAGCGGCAUAGAGAUCACCAAACAGUUCUUGGGUGCUGCCAGUGCUGUUGGAGAAGCAGUGAAACCUUUUCUGCCCUUAAUCAGUGCUGUAACCCUCGUAAUAUCCGAAAUCGUCGAUAUCUACGAGACGGCGCAAUAUAAUAAGAAAAUAUGCAACUCCCUCAUGGAUCGCGUGACUGCCGCAGAAGCAGCCGUUAAAACUUUACAAAGAAGAAAGUCAGAAAAUGAAAAAAAUUUUCGCAAUCUGGAAUAUUAUAAGGCAUUCGUUCGUUUCGUCGAUGUCAUGAAAAAGAUACAAAUAUUCAUCGGCAAUGUAUCGCAGUUACAAGGUUACAAAAAGUUUAUGCAUGCUAGCUCAGUAAAAGAGAAAUUUACAUCAAUUACCGACGAAUUUGAUACGGUGAUGAGUGAUCUACAUUUUACAAUGGCCGUUGCUAAUGAAGAACAGAGGAAACUCGAUCAAGAAUCUCUGACUUCUGAUAUAGCAGAGAUGACAAAGUUCUUGGGAAGAAUUGAGGGUGGUAUCAUUGAUAACAACAACAAAAUUAACAUUGUUCUACAGGAGGUGUUGAUUAUGAAAGACAAAGUGGAACAUAUGAAUAGUGCUCAAAAUGACCCGAGUAUUUGGAACAUGAAAGCAAAUGAAAUAAAACCGGUCGAGUUAACUGAUCCCUUAAACGGAAGGUCAACUGAUCGCCGAGGAGAGGCACCUUGUAUUCUUAAGAAAAUAUACAAAGUCCAAGAGGUCGCAUGUAAACCUAUAAAUAUUCCCGAAACAGACUCGCCCGAUGCUAAGAAAAUUCAAGGACAUCUUGCCAUAUUAGGAAAAUUGAGGGAUUCACCAAAUAUCCUUAGAUUUUACGGUCUUUCAUAUGUUGAUAAUAAUCAAGUUAUGGUUUUGGAAUGGGCGGAAAUGGGUUCUCUAAAAGAAGUUUAUGAUAAAUACGACAUCGCGUGGCAUGCGAAAGUUUUGAUAGCCCUUGACAUUUGUCGAGGGUUAACGUUUUUACAUUCUUGUGAUAUCCUUCAUCACGACGUCCGAUGUCAAAACAUCAUGAUGACCGCGCGCAUGGAACCUAAAAUUUCAAAUUUCAACUAUUCUCGUAUGUCCCACGGUCCAACCUCCGAUAUGAAGCACAUAACGGACGUCGUGCAUUGGAUGGCUCCCGAGAAAUUGCAACACACUCGGGAAAAGCCUGUUUCUUAUAAUUUUAAAUGCGAAAUUUUUAGCUUCGGAAUGUUACUUUGGGAACUUGCUUUUGAAAAAGUUCCGUAUGAAAAAUGGGAUAUGAUAAAAAUAAAGGAGCACGUGUUAUCUGGAAAGAGAGAAAAAAUCAGUUGGGGUAAAGCUUCGCCAGAUAUUCAGAAACUCCAGAAGGACUAUGCAAAAAUCAUAGACGAUCCACAGAUCCGAAUAUCCCUCCAAGGAAUCUUCAUGGCUCUUGAUAAACUAGCUGAUGAACAUUGUAAAGUGGGCACCACUUCGCCUUCGCUCUUUCCAGACAAGAAGUUAGAUCUGGAUGGAACGAGUCAAGAGCCUGUACCGAUUUCCAUUAGUGAUGAUGGUGGUAUGGAAUUGCCAGAUAUGGACAUGGACUUCAGUAUCGAUUCGAUACCAACCUUGUUGUCUCUUGAGGAAGGCAUUGCAGCACACAAGAGAAAAGAAAUAAAUGUUGCCUGGGAAUGCUUCGUCGCCCAUUCAGAUUUGGGCAACAAAACCGCAAAAUAUUGGCAAGGAUAUUAUUUAUGGGAAGGAUACGUUGUCGAGAAAGAUCGUAAGAGAGCCAGCGAGUUGUUCAAAGAAGCGGCCGACGAUGGUAUUGCAGAUGCUCAAUUACGCUAUGCAUUUUCUUUGGUCAACAACCCUUCAAUAAAAUUCGACCGUCAGCUAUUCCUUGAAUAUUUAACAAAAGCUGCUGAUAAUAAUAAUCCUACGGCACAAUUUAACUUGGGCGAUUUGUACUUGAAUGGUAAACUUAAGAUACAAGUGGAUCUGGAAAAAGGCAAGAAAUACUUGAGAUUGGCGGCCCAUAAUAAUCAACCCAAGGCCAAAGAAGCUUUAGAAAAGAUGGGUAUAAAUAUUUAUGUUGAUACGGACUAA
Molecule: messenger RNA, 2184 nt
Organism: Acaulospora morrowiae
Lineage: Eukaryota; Fungi; Glomeromycota; Glomeromycetes; Diversisporales; Acaulosporaceae
Source: the annotation of a GenBank genome assembly